Fundulus heteroclitus (mummichog) is the source of this 2822-nucleotide messenger RNA. Its product is annotated as protocadherin beta-16-like. The record is from RefSeq and is a predicted model, not a curated record. NCBI's taxonomy places the organism in Eukaryota, Metazoa, Chordata, Actinopteri, Cyprinodontiformes, Fundulidae. Gene Ontology annotation, cellular component: plasma membrane. The coding region runs from base 199 to 2784 and encodes 861 amino acids. Gene Ontology annotation, biological process: homophilic cell-cell adhesion. The transcript has a single exon. Gene Ontology annotation, molecular function: calcium ion binding.
CAUUUUCUCUUCAUCUGCGCUUGUAUCACAGCUUUACAGACACUUUAAGGGAGAAAUCAGAAGGAACAUUUAAAAGUUAUGUAUUUUAUCUUCAGUUCUACUUUUUUCCAAUUUCACAAAACAACCUUUUGGUCGUCUUAAAACAUAAUUUUUCCUUUUUCUUGUUUUAUUUAUUUAUUUUAAAUUUUUUCUUGUAUCAUGGCUUGUGGAAUAGGACCGCAGAGCGGAAGGGUAAAAUGGCGCUUUGGCUUCACACAGAAUUUGCUGCGUUAUUUUCUCCUUUGUCACCUCGUCUUUUUUGUUACGGGACAUAUCAGAUAUUCGAUCCCAGAGGAGAUGAGAAAAGGCUCCCUGAUCGGUAAUGUCGCACAGGACCUUGGCUUGGAUCUGAAAAGGCUCCGUUCUGGGCGGGCCCGCAUCGUGAGCGCUGAGAGCGUCCAGUACGUCGAGCUGAAGGCAGACAAAGGGAUUUUAACAGUGAAGGAGAGAAUCGACCGAGAGCAGCUUUGCGGUGGCACAACGCCGUGCAGUUUCAGCUUUGAGAUGAUUCUAGAAAAUCCUAUGGAGCUGCAUCAAAUUACGGUUGAGAUUACAGAUAUUAAUGAUCAUUCGCCCACGUUUGAAACAGAAAAAAACAAUUUUGACAUCAGCGAAUCGGCUACGGCUGGAGCUCGUUUUUCACUGACUAGUGCAGAAGACCCCGAUGUGGGUGUGAACGGUUUGAGGGAAUAUUUCUUAAGUGAAAAUGAUAAUUUCAUUCUUAAGCAACAUUCAAAUGCAGAAGGAAAGAAAUAUGCAGAGAUGGUGCUUGAGAAGCCUUUAGACCGAGAAACAAAGCCUAAUCUGUUUUUGAAACUAAUCGCUGUGGACGGAGGAACUCCUCAGAGAUCUGGUACUGUAAAUAUUAAUGUUGUUGUUCUUGAUGUUAACGAUAAUGCACCUGUUUUCAAUCAAACAGUAUAUAAGGCGUCUGUUUCCGAAAAUGCUCCCAAAAACACGUAUGUUACCACUGUUAAUGCCAGUGAUGCAGAUUUCGGGUCAAAUAGUAUUGUUACAUUUCAUUUUUCAGAUGGCAAUAGUGCUCUAAAUAGUUUAUUUAGGAUGGAUCAAAUUUCUGGAAUGAUCUAUAUAAACGGUGAAAUUGAUUAUGAAAAGGACAAAAAGUUUGAACUCAGAAUUAAUGCAAAAGAUCAAGGUGGGUUGACAGAUUCAAGUAAAGUGGUGAUUGAAGUAAUAGAUUUAAAUGAUAACCCGCCUGUAAUAAGCGUAAUGUCAUUCACUGAUGCUGUGUCAGAGGACUCUCCCCCGGGGACAACUGUUGGUAUUAUUAACGUGAAAGACCUGGAUUCGGCUGAUAAUGGACAGGUGAGCUGCAAAAUUGAAGGAACUGUGCCUUUUAAGAUCAAGUCCAAUCUAAAAAAUUACUAUAAUCUGAUAACUGAUUCUGUAUUAGAUCGUGAAAGCGUUUCAGAGUAUAACAUUACUGUUGUUGCUACAGAUGCUGGAAUACCUCCUCUCUCAGCUAAAAGUACUUUUAACCUAAAAUUGUCUGAUGUGAAUGACAACGCUCCAACUUUUUCGCAGAAUGUUUACAGCGCCUUUAUAAAAGAGAAUAACUCUCCAGGUUUGUCUGUUCUCACACUAAUAGCCAAAGAUCCUGAUGCAAACCAAAAUGCUCGCGUAUCAUAUAUUUUAGAGGACAUAAAUGUUGGUGGAUCUCCAAUAUCUGAAUAUGUUUCUAUAAAUGCAGCAAGUGGAGUCAUACAGGCAGUGCGCUCAUUUGAUUACGAACAAAUUAAAGAAUUACUUUUCGUUGUCAAAACACAGGAUGGAGGCUCUCCUCCACUCAGCAGCAACGUGACUGUGAAAAUCCUGAUCCAGGACCAGAACGAUAACCCUCCUCAGGUUCUGUACCCGGUCCAGACUGGUGGCUCUGUGGUAGCUGAAAUGGUGCCUCGUUCAGCAGAUGUGGGCUACCUGGUGACUAAAGUGGUGGCUGUAGAUGUGGACUCUGGACAGAACGCCUGGCUCUCCUAUAAACUGCAGAAAGCCACAGACAGGGCGCUGUUUGAAGUGGGCUCACAGAAUGGAGAAAUAAGAACAAUCCGUCAGGUGACUGAUAAAGAUGCUGUGAAACAGAGACUGACUGUGAUAGUGGAGGACAACGGGCAGCCCUCUCGUUCAGCUACAGUCAUUGUUAACGUGGCGGUGGCAGACAGCUUCCCUGAAGUGCUGUCCGAGUUCACUGACUUUCCUCACGAUAAGGAGUACAAUGACAACCUGACUUUUUACCUGGUCUUGGCUCUGGCUGUGGUCUCCUUCCUCUUCAUCACGUGUUUAGUGGUUAUUAUAUCAGUCAAGAUCUACAGAUGGAGACAGUCUCGCAUCCUGUAUCACUCCAACCUCCCUGUGAUUCCAUAUUAUCCUCCACGUUACUCAGACACUUUGGGAACAGGGACUCUGCCGCACGUGUACAACUACGAGGUGUGCAGGACCACUGACUCCAGAAAGAGUGACAAUAAGUUUGGAGGAGCUGGUGGUCAGAACGUGUUGAUAAUGGACCCCAGUUCCACAGGAACCAUGCAGCUGAUACAGAGCGAGAAGAACAUCCUGGAUGAACCUGACUCUCCUCUAGAGGUGAGCAGCUGUGAUUACUAUCAAAGAGCAUUUCUUUAUUGUAUUGAUGAAUCAAUUUUGCAUGUAUAUAUGAGCAAUAUUGAUAUGGCUUUUGCUGUUUUCAGCACUACAGUAGGGACAGCUCCUGUCCUUAGUGAUUUCUUCUGAAUAUGUGUUACUGAUUUUUAAUACCUUAGAGCUAUAAA